AUGGUGCACAAGCGCCUCUGCGGCCGCAACGCCUCAUCAUUCACUAAGCCCGUCGUGGUGCGCAAUGCCAAUGUUUCGACCAGCAGUAGCACCUACAUCCAAUCAACACUGAUCACACCCACGUCUACAACCGCGCCGCCGCUCGCGACCCUAAUGCAGUUUGUUGACUUUUUUGUCGAGCCGUCAGCUGUCUCGCCGCCCGAGGCCGUGAGUCUAGCUGAGGAAAUGGCGUCGGACUUCUACAGUGAGGUGUCCAUCAUGUACGACAUGCUAUCGGACAUCAAGACGCCCACCGCUGAGGGCCGAGCCGUAGACGAGCUCAUGCGCCGCUUGCACACCUUGUUGAGCGCCAAUGCCAACAGACAUUCCACGGACGAAAACAUUUCUACUCAGAUCACAAACGUGCGUGGAUUGUAUAAUGGACUCAUUCGCGUGUUUAUCUUCCUGUACCAGCGGUAUUACCACUCCUUCGUGGUACUAGAAGUGAGCGAACUUUUGGCCGCGAGCUGGCAGCGGCUGCUUGCCUUUGUGGUUGAAUAUCGCAUCCUAGACGAAAUGUUCGUCCGCAAAGUGUACGACCAUGUCAUGCAGAUCGUCAGCUCCUCUUAA
Molecule: messenger RNA, 609 nt
Organism: Peronospora farinosa
Lineage: Eukaryota; Oomycota; Peronosporomycetes; Peronosporales; Peronosporaceae
Source: the annotation of a GenBank genome assembly